AGUGAAGCCCAAUGCACUAAGUUAUUUUCUUCCUCUGACCAGUUUCAUCUCUUUGCUCUCGACAAAGCAGCUGAGCGACUUUUGCACAUUUCUAGGGUUCCAAUCAAAAUCUAUCUGCAACAAAAAUGGCUAAUCGUUUCAGAUCAGGGAUCUCCUUCUUCAAGACCAUCGCCGUAACAGAUUCUGUCUCCUCCGUUAGAUCCAAGUCGCUUUUCCCAGCGUUGAGAACUUAUGCAACUGCUUCUGCUCAAACAACCGCUAAUGUUAAGGUGCCUAUUGCUUUAGUUGGUGAAAAUGGGAACUUUGCUUCAUGGCUAUACAUUGCAGCUGUGAAAAUGAAUUCCUUGGAAAAGAUUGAGACGGAUCUUUCUGAGAUGAUUGAGGCAAUGAAGACAGCUCCUAUUUUUGCUCAGUUUACAAAGGAUCCCUCUGUUCCUAGAGGGACAAGAUUGGCUGCUAUUAGGGAUGCUUGUGAUCAAGCAAAGUUUGCCGAACCCACUAAGAACUUCCUCUCUUUGUUAGCUGAGAAUGGAAAGCUGAAGAACCUAGAUGCCAUUGUGAAGAAAUUUAUGCAGCUGACAAACGCACAUAGGGGAGAUGUCAAAGUUUUGGUUACCACAGUCAUUCCGCUUCCCCCUGCUGAGGAGAAAGAACUGACUGAGACGCUUCAGGAGAUCAUUGGAGCAGGGAAGAAAAUCACUGUGGAACAAAAGAUUGAUCCAAGUAUCUACGGUGGACUAAUCGUAGAGUUCCAACAAAAGGUGUUGGACAUGUCAAUCAGGACAAGGGCACAACAGAUGGAGAGGCUCCUCCGUGAACCUGUUGACUUCAACAACCUCUGAAAAUCUUGAGAGAAAUUUCCCCCAAGAAAACAUGCUUGUGAUGAAUGCCACCAAUUGACAAAUAAAUAUGGACCCUCCUGGGAAACAAUAUAAUAGCUGGCCACUUCUCUCCCUUUGAAUUUUGUCAUUUGCUUUUUACAUAUUGUUGUUUGCUUCGAAAUAAAGCUUUUCGAGACAUCAAAUUUCAAUGAGAUUGUUUUUGUUUAGAUUUGAAUCGUUGGGCUAAUUUGGUAAAUAAAUCUACAAACUAUGCCCAAGUAGCUUAUUCAUACUCACGAAUGAACAUUAAGAUGCCACGAAGCUA
Arabidopsis thaliana (thale cress) is the source of this 1146-nucleotide messenger RNA. RefSeq names its product delta subunit of Mt ATP synthase (gene ATP5). The record is from RefSeq and is marked reviewed. Gene Ontology annotation, cellular component: mitochondrial inner membrane; mitochondrion. Gene Ontology annotation, molecular function: proton-transporting ATP synthase activity, rotational mechanism. The transcript has 6 exons. NCBI's taxonomy places the organism in Eukaryota, Viridiplantae, Streptophyta, Magnoliopsida, Brassicales, Brassicaceae. The coding region runs from base 126 to 842 and encodes 238 amino acids. Gene Ontology annotation, biological process: proton motive force-driven ATP synthesis.